AUGUCAUUGGCGGCUUAUCGAAACCUCUUGCGCGCCGCGCGAAUCGCCUUUCAGGGCGACGUCCACGUCCUCUCCGCUGCCCAAGCCCAAAUUCGACAGGGCUUCCAGGAGAACCGCGCUUUGGACUCCAGCUCUAGCAUCGAAUCUGCUAUUAGACACGCCGAAGACGUGGCCACGAUCCUGCGACAAAACGUCGUCCAGGGCCAAAAGAUGGAGGGCAAAGGCGACGAUCAUACCUACAAGCUGCGAAUUCACGAACACACUGAGCGAGGCGACAACGACAGCAUAUUGACGGCAGGCAAUAAGAGCGGCAGCGGCGGUGGCUGUGGCUGC
Molecule: messenger RNA, 333 nt
Organism: Trichoderma citrinoviride
Lineage: Eukaryota; Fungi; Ascomycota; Sordariomycetes; Hypocreales; Hypocreaceae
Exons: 3
Biological process (GO): mitochondrial respiratory chain complex III assembly
Source: RefSeq, a predicted model, not a curated record